Molecule: messenger RNA, 1994 nt
Organism: Microbotryum saponariae
Lineage: Eukaryota; Fungi; Basidiomycota; Microbotryomycetes; Microbotryales; Microbotryaceae
Source: the annotation of a GenBank genome assembly
AUGCGACGCGUUUCGACCGGUACUGAUCAAUAUGAGCUAGUACCGGAGCCCGCGACGCUCGAACCGGACGCUGCGGCCGCGCCAGCCGUAGACGCAGCGCACCUCGUCACCCCGUUCGGCAUCGGCCCGUCUGCCCCUUCCGAGCUGUCGCCCGUGUUGGAGGAUGUCCCCUAUGACAGCAAGAAGCAUUCACGACUCGAUGGACAAGGCUACGAAGACGAGGACGGUGACGAGGACGAUGUCGAUGACUUGGAAGCCGCUUGGGCCCACGGCCGAAGCCGAAAGCCGUGGCGGACCCACGACUGGACGAAUCAUGUCGCAGCCGCAGUGCAACACUCCCCCCGGAGAGUGCUGCUCCUAACAUUCGCGGCCGGGAUGAUCGUCGCCUGGGCUACGUACACAACACUACAGUCGACCCGGCACCCAUCGUUGGCCAAAACGACCCCCCUUCAAAAGGACACCAAACCGGAAACAACGAAAGAAUCCACCGUCGACGCCCACGAGCUCACCUCGCCUCGCACAAACCUCGACCCCGAGUUUCAAGAUUAUACCCCGAAGGACUCGCCCUUCCUGUUCCAUCUAUAUGGAGAAGGUGGCGACAAAGAGACCAUCAUGCCUCCGUCAUGUCCCUUCCCCAUCAUCUACACCGACCAAGCCCAUAUCGCCGAAGCGAUCCUCUUCAACACCGACCGAGGGCAACGCCCGUCCAUGGACGAACGCCACCAGUGGAAAAAGACGAGGCCUUGGCAAAAACAUUACGUCACUGGUGCCGAGGCUGCGCCUCAAAGAUCGGCUUUGCAAGACUACUUCGAGCAGGUCUACCAAGGUUUACCGCCCGAGGAGCGCUAUGCCGAUGGAGAUAUGACCUGUCAGUCCCGGCGGGCUGUCUUUCUGUGGAGUUAUCCUCACUGAUGAUCAAUUGACUCCGAACGAUAGAUCGGCUAAAUGGAACGAUUCCGCAAACGUAUUCGUACGACUACAUGAACUAUUCGUUCCCGAUCGUGCCGUACGAGCAGAAGAACCAAGAGAAGCCGCUCCUCUCCUUCAUCUCGAAUUGUUACCCUCGCAACCAUCGAACCUUGGUGAGAUUGUCGUGGAAUUUUUGGAUAUUCUUCACGGUUGCUGAUCGGAUGAGACUUUUUGACCCUUGAUAGAUUCUUGACGAGCUGCUGGCCCUGAUGCCUGGACAGGUACGUCCUUCGCGGUCCAGCUUUCGACCAUCCGAUUGAGAGACUGAUCGAAACCACCUGUUCUGCAGAUCGACUCAUUCGGAAGGUGCCGAGGCAAUGGAAAUGCAAAGCAAAUGCUGAGUGACAUUGGGAGGCUCGAUGCAAUCGAUCAACCCGAGACGUGGUGGACUGUCAAGGUCAGUCAGUCGUCAUAAGACAUGAUGGCGAAUUCUCAUACUCAUCAAAUCAAAAUCGGCCCUUCCCCAGACCGCGGUGACGCAAUUCUACAAGUUCACCCUUGCGAUGGAGAACAGUAACGACCUCGACUACGUCAGCGAGAAAUACUUCCAAUGCCUCGAACGAGGUUCCGUGCCGAUCGUCUACGGCGCGCCGCAUUUCGCCGAACGCUUCUCCAUCGCCCCGAAUAGCUUCAUCAACGUCGCCGACUACGUCACGCCGGAUCUGUUGGAGAUGUCCACGACGGCUUCGUCACCUGGCGAAUCGCUCAGUCAGGAGAACAAGGACGGGAUCAAGCGAAUGGUCGAGAGGAUUCGGUAUCUAUCCUCACCCGAGGGGAGGACGGAGUACGACGCCAUGUUGGCUUGGAGGAAGGACGACAGUUGGAAGGAGAAUUCGCCGAUGGGCAAGAUUUGGAAGAUGAGUCAUCGCAAGCUUCAUAUUCACUGUAUGGUUGCUGGCUCAGCGAGGGGUUAUGACUGGGCCAAAUCGACGUGGACACCGGGGCCAACGCCAGAGACGUUGCAGACCCUCGAGGCUAAGAAGAAGUCGAGGAGGUGGAAAGCGGUGAUUGCUAAAGAUGAAUGA